Messenger RNA from Staurois parvus, 381 nucleotides. The record is from the annotation of a GenBank genome assembly. Lineage: Eukaryota; Metazoa; Chordata; Amphibia; Anura; Ranidae.
CAGAUAUAGUGAAUGCAGGGUCCGGGGAGACCAAAUAUAGUGAAUGCAGGGUCCAGGGAGACCAGAUAUAGUGAAUGCAGGGUCCGGGGAGACCAGAUAUAGUGAAUGCAGGGGUCCAGGGGAGACCAGGAUAUAGUGAAUGCAGGGUAUAGUGAAUGGGGAGACCAGAUAUAGUGAAUGCAGGGUCCGGGGAGACCAGAUAUAGUGAAUGCGGGGUCCGGGGAGACCAGAUAUAGUGAAUGCAGGGGUCCGGGGAGAUCAGAUAUAGUGAAUGCAGGGUCCGGGGAGAUCAGAUAUAGUGAAUGCAGGGUCCGGGCGAUAGAGACCAGAUAUAGUGAAUGCAGGGUCCGGGGAGACCAGAUAUUGAAUGCAGGGUCCGGG